This is a messenger RNA of Carassius carassius (crucian carp), 1361 nucleotides long. Its product is annotated as gap junction alpha-3 protein-like. Gene Ontology annotation, biological process: cell communication. The record is from RefSeq and is a predicted model, not a curated record. Gene Ontology annotation, cellular component: connexin complex. Lineage: Eukaryota; Metazoa; Chordata; Actinopteri; Cypriniformes; Cyprinidae. Bases 167 to 1222 code for a protein of 351 amino acids. The transcript has 2 exons.
GGGGCAGUUCUCUUUUUCUGUUUGAGCCAGUGUUGGAGAAGAGUAGAAAGCGAAAUGUGUGACAUAAGAAGUGCAGCACUGCGUUUUCCCUUUUAGACUUAUUACUAUUUAUGUAUGAGGGGAUCAUUUUAGCUGGACAUUAAAAAAAGGUGGGCACACAACAGUAAUGGGAGACUGGGACUUUUUUGGGAAGCUUUUGGAAAGUGCCCAGGAACACUCCACAGUGGUGGGCAAAGUCUGGCUCACUGUACUCUUCAUCUUCCGCAUCUUGGUGCUCUGUGCCGCCGCAGACAAGGUUUGGGGCGAUGAGCAGUCUGGAUUCACCUGUGACACCAAACAACCUGGUUGUCAGAAUGUAUGUUAUGAUGUAACCUUCCCAAUCUCUCACAUGCGAUUCUGGGUGCUUCAGAUCAUCUUUGUCUCCACUCCGACACUGAUCUACCUGGGCCACAUCCUGCACCUGGUGCGCAUGGAGCAGAAACAAAAAUGCAAUGAGGCAAGGAGGGCAGACGAACAGGCACUUUUGAGCACCAAAUCUGGAAAAGGUCCCAUGCGUGAUGAACAGGGGAAGAUCUGUCUGGAAGGAGUCCUGCUACGCACGUAUGUCUUCAACAUCAUCUUUAAAACACUGUUUGAAGUGGGCUUCAUUGUGGCACAGUACUUCCUCUAUGGGUUUGAGCUCAAGCCACUGUACACCUGCAACAGAUGGCCCUGUCCCAACACUGUCAACUGCUACAUCUCACGCCCUACCGAAAAAACCAUUUUUAUUGUGUUCAUGCUGGCUGUGGCUUGUGUCUCUCUGCUACUCAACCUGGUGGAGAUGUAUCACUUGGGUUUCACCAAAUGCCGUCAGGGUCUCCGACACAGGCACUCACAUUCUGUCUGCGACACUGAAUCUAAAGUGCCGAGUGAGGUGGUUCCAUUUGUGCCAAACUACCAGUAUUUCCCUGCUCACGCACCACCUCCAGCUCCCUUUCCCACUGAGCCACACUUCAACCUCUCAGAACCCGAUGGAACUUUCCCACCACAUGGCAGUCGCUCUGCUUACAAGCAGAACCGAGAGAACAUGGCUGUAGAGCGCAGUGGGAAACCAGACACUGCAGAUGUCAAGAUCAACAAAACAGCUAAUUCUGUACCCGGAUCACCAAGCCAGCAACGCAGGCCCAGCCACUCAAGUCGCUACAGCAGCAACAAGACCAGGAUGGAUGACCUCAAAAUCUGAUCAGAAGGAAACAAGACUCCAUCACUGAUUCCAGGCUCUCUUUUUCAGAGUUUGGAACACACAAGAGAUUCCCUCUUUCACUCACAGGCAUGGAGCAUAUGAUGAUAAUUAAUUUACAAAAGUAUCUGAAUGAAAAUUG